CCAAUUUCAAGCACACCUUUGUAUGUUAUUCAGUCAAAAAGUUUUGUCUCCGCCAAUAAAGACUUACUUUCUUAUGCAUAGAUUUUAUGGCAGUUAGUCCAAGCUCAGUGGUCCAUUUCAAUUAGGUUAAUCACACAGCAUUACUUGGCUUUAUGGUGAAAACAUUAUGGGUAAUGACAACGACAAACAGAGGAAGUCCAGUUUAACCUCUUUCGGAUUUCAUUUGCCAGAUAACAACCUUAACGAGGAAGGUGUUUUGACGAAAAUUUUUGACAGAGUACUCAAUGCAGUAUCAUCAACAUCGGGUCAUCAACAUGAGCCUGUGGCUUCAACAGCAACAGUAUACUCGCGAGCUCCAUCAGUACGGACACAAACGUCGUCGAUGACGGAAUCGCAACUUGGCGAUGCUCCACCACUUCUGUUACAAAAUACUUUAAACGCUACGCAUUCAACCUUAAGUAGACACUUGACGUUAGACUCUCCUACAGCAACUUCCAUGAGAUCAACAAAUACUGCUUCAUCGUCUUUAAACGAUGUCGCGAGUUUCUCUAUUCAGUUAGCAGAUGAUACAGUCGUCGUACCAAGGUCGUCUUCGUCCACCACAACCACAGCAACCACGAAUACCACAGUUACUGUUGGAAACCAGAAAUCGGAUGUCAUGUUCAUGAAUAAAAAUAAAAGCCAUCAUAGUCAGGCUAGUAAAAAUAGUAUUACUUCGAGUGCAAACAGUAUGAGUCAUAAUGCUCAAAAAGGCACUACCAUUCAAUUUGCUGUUCCUGCCACAACGAUGACCUCCACCAAGUCUCAACAAGAUCCUCAAGAUGCCUUGGAAAAUCUGAUAAACAACGUGCACUUGACAAAGCGAAAAUCAAUCGACAGUGAUACGCAAUCCGUCGUAACCAACUUUUCUAUCAGUAAUUCUAACUCAUUAUCGAAAAUACUAUCAAAAUUAAGAGGACAAAAGGCGAGUGCCAGUAGAGGAGAAGAAGAAGAGUUUUGGAUGCCCGAUGAGCAAUGUAAAGAAUGCUACAAGUGCCGUAAACCCUUCACACUACUAAGAAGGAAGCACCAUUGCCGAACGUGUGGACAAAUAUUCUGUGGCAAAUGUGCAUCUCAUAUUAUAUCGGGCAAAAUGUUCAAACAAAAGGGACAAGUAAGAGUGUGUAACUUCUGUUACGCUGAACAGAUACAACAGCUAAACGAAUUAUCAGUCAAUAACAACAGCACAUUCAAUGAUGCCAUGAGUCAUAAUAAUUCAAAUAACACCCUCCAUCAGCAUUAUACACACAGCACAGAUAACAAUACACUUCAGUCACCCAUAGCAGACCCCACGACUUCUACAUUGCCACCUUCUUCAUCCUUUGUUAGCAAUAUCAAUACUCAAGAUGCAGCAGCGCAUCAGUAUGAUACCUAUGCUUCCUCACCUAUCAUACCCACGCAGAAGCCCCCUUUAGCAUUACCGCAAAUGCAAAUACCCACUGCUGCCUUCAAGCAUGUCAUCAGUGGUUACGGCAACGAUGAUACCACGACCUUUGCCUUGGAAAUACCCAUUCAAGAGACAGACUUUGCAGAUGGCGCUGGAUCGCCUUUUGUACCAGCAGAUAGAUCUACCAACAAUCAUUUAGGAUCUUCAAUAGAUGCAUCUACCCUACAUCAUGCCAACAAUAGUUCUCUCAUACCCACGAUUACUACCACGAAUACCAGUGAUAAUAUAACAACUGCAGGUGGUCUAAAACGAUUAUUUGAUGCUGGCACUUCAUUAUUGAAAGCAGGCCGGCCACGGUCCAACACUUCUUCUUCUGCGCCGUUGAUGGACGAUCAUCAUCCUAUAAGGCUUCCCCAGUCACCCUGGGGCGGUGGUGGCUACCCGUUCUCACCCUCCCUUGAUAGAGGAGGUGGUACAGUAUUAGCAGAAUCGGAAUUAAGCCCUUUUCCAGGAACAACAACAGCUACAUCAACUGCACCCCCAGGAGGGUCGGGAGCGACAACAAAUAGUCCAAUGAUCAUAGAGCAUUACCAAGAGCAGCUACAUCGCCAUUCUCCCCUACAUCACCACACGAACUCUUCUUCCUCUCUUCAUUCAUUGCCACCACCACCAUCAACUCUAUCGACACAACAACAAUCUCCGGGUCUUGGAAGCAGAAGUUCGGCGCUAUUGGACCAUCCUCUUUAUCAUCACCAACCUCAUCACUAUGUGUCUCAUUUUAACAUAAAGCCUUAUCCACAGCAUUCUCGUUCUACAGAUCAAAUGGCAUUGUCGGCAGGAGGCAGUGCAGUCGUCAUAGGCAGCGACGAUGAGUCAUACGACCGUCGGCUGCGUUUGAAGCGAACGGAGGAAUUAAGAGGAUCUUCUACCCUAUCACGUCGAUUGAGUCUGACAGGAAGUCAAAGUAAUAGUAGUCUCGGUGAUGGUAGUAAUGGAAGCACUUUAAACACCCCAACCGGUGGCCACGCGAAUACACCGACAGCAUCCAAUUUAUCAGCUAAUAAAGGCAACAGAAAGAGGACUAAAAUGCGCAUUAAUACGAUAGGCUUGCCAAAGUCGUACGAUACGGCAACAGUGACAGGUACGGGUGGCGAUAAUAGUAACUCUUCACCUAACCCUUUCAAAUCCAUGUCAUCACCUUUCAUGAGCAGCAAUAACAACAGUUUUAUCAACGGUGGAUUUGAUUCAAAUAUUAGCGAUACGAGUAAUAGUAGCGCAAAUGGUAAUGGUGCUAUUAGCAGACUAAAGCUGCCGCCUACGCCUUUGAAUAGACAACGUCGGCUUUCUACUGGGCCUUUACAAACAGUUGAAUUAAGCUUAGGAGCACGUACUCAUGCUCGUCUUAUGUUGCGCCAACUCAUGGCCGAUCUCCAUGAUUUGAUCCCUACCAAAAAAGAGAAAGAUGAGUGGGAAGAAGUUAUUAUGCAGCUCUUACUCAAAGUCACUACCUGUGUUCAACCAGAUAUUAGAGCUGGCGAUGAUAUGGAUGUCCGCCAUUAUGUCAAAAUUAAAAAGAUACCAGGAGGCACUCCUUCCGAUAGCUUUUACAUUAAAGGCAUUGUCUGCACGAAAAACGUAGCUCAUAAGCGUAUGUUGGCUAUGUUGCGUAACAGUCAACAGAAGCAACAGCAACAAAAAGGACCGAACGCAACCAUUAGCAAUAGUAGUAUCACGACGACUGGACCUUGUCCUCAAUCACGGAUUUUAAUCUUGAUGUUCAGUCUAGAUUAUUCACGUGUUGAAAUGGAAAAUCAGCUCCUAUCUAUCGCUCCUGUGAUAUCACAAGAAAGGGAACACAUAAAGAAAUUAGUGGGUCGAAUCGUUGCUCUCAAACCGUCAUUAUUAUUGGUAAAAUCGACCGUGUCAAGACUGGCGUUGGAGAUUUUGCUGCAGAAUAAUAUCCCCGUCAUUCAUAAUGUCAAACAUAGCGUUAUUGAAGCAGUUGCUAGGUGUACUCAAGCGAGCAUUAUCACUUCUGUGGAUAAAUUGUCACAACAUCAUUUCUUGCAACAGCGUUACAAUAAUGCUGGAAACGUAGGUGAUGAAUUGACGUUUGGUAAAUGUGGAUCGUUUGAAAUAAGAACUGUCAUGCAUGAAUGGUUGACAAACCGCCGCAAAACUUUUCUGAUUUUUGAUGACUGUGCACCCGAGUUGGGUGGUACUAUCGUUUUACGAGGAGCCCCUCUAAAAACACUAAAAACUUUCAAAAGACUGGUCGAUUUUAUGGUAUUUGUAGUGAAUAAUUUAAAGUUGGAAACAUCGCUGCUUCUCGACUCAUUCGCAAAGACGCAGAGCUCAGCUCGCGACGUCGCAGAUGAAAAGCUAAAAGCUCGAUCUCUCUUAUCAAACACUAUCAAUAACAUGUUUAACACAACGAAUGAUAAAGAUCAGCAGCAGAUGGCAAGCGAAAGUAAUGCCAAUCCAAAAAUAGCCCAUCAUUUGAUUGUUCAAACAGAUGAAGAUAAUGCUAGUCUGACGGAAACUAGUCAUUAUAUCAGUGGACUGCUGACGCUUUACCAAACCACCAUCCUCUCCGUAUCGCAGUCAGUGAAAUUUCCUCCACCCUACUUAUUAAUUGUUUUAAAAGACACUGAGGACAGACUAGCUACUCUCCAACAUCAAAAACGCCGGAAAACAUCUCUAUCAGUCGCAUCUAUUAUGACUAACCAAACCAGUAAAGAACCGAAUCUGUCCAGCUUACCUUCAUCCGCUUCACCAACACGUUCGACUUUUGAGAAACAACCUUCCAUGGAUUUGGUGCUGCGACAACAACAGCAGCAACAACAGCAGCAGCAUGUGGAUAAUGAAAAAGCAGCCUUUUUAGAUGAAGAAUGCUAUUUACUCGCCUUGAAGAAUCACCGUACUUCCCGUGCUUGGGAUGCCUAUAUUGGAGAGAAUCCAGAAUCCAUCUCACCCUUUUACCAUCAAAAUAUCGUUGUGCUUUAUUCUAGCGUAUGUACUGUUACUACAGUUCCAUGUCAGGGUCCCGAAAUUCGAAUUUUCAGCUUUUAUCGUUUCCCAUCGGAUAAAACACUGGGUCAAUAUCUUAUCCAUUUAUGCAAUGAUGCACAACAAUCUUGUUCAUCCGUGAUGUGUAACCAUCCGAUGAUGCUUCAUUAUCACUCUUACGCACAUGGUACGGCACGCAUCAAUGUGAUGAUUGAGCCUUUUCCGUGUCCUUUACCUGGUAUGGCAGAUAAAUUAUUGAUGUGGAGCUAUUGUAAAGAGUGUCAGAAACCGACACCCGUUCUACCUAUGUCUGAGAAUUCAUGGAACUACUCCUUUGGUAAGUUUUUGGAGAUUCUUCUUUACCAACGAGGAGUUUAUUGUCGAGCGGAUAUUUGUCCUCAUGAAAUGACCAAAAACCACAUCCGCUAUUUUGGUUACAAUGAUCUCUGCGUGCGUUUUCAAUAUGAUACUAUUGAGUUAUUGGAAGUAUCAACACCGCCUAUGAAAUUAUUUAUACAAAGUAAAGUGCAGAUGGAUCUCAAAGAGAAGGAGCUUAAGUUAUUGAGAAGUAAGAUCAUCAAGUUCUAUACCAGCUUGACAGAGCGCAAUAAGAACUUUCCUUUUGAUUUGGUGGAUCCACGAAAAUUGGAAGCAUGUAAAGCUGAAUUGCAGGAGAUGUCGUUGGAGGCUCAGGGAGAGAAGAAAGAUGCCCUUCAAUUGUUACAGAACGUAUAUGCUACAACGGAUCCUACCGAUACGUUGACGAUUCAGGUCGUGAAAAGAAACUUGUUUCAGGUUGUCACACAUUGGGACGCUGUCUAUGCUGAUCUGGUUCAGUUUUAUUUACAGCCUGAACGUGAACUGAAGAAGCUAACAACGAAUCAGCUGAAAAAGAUGUUCCCUAGUGAAGAGGAGCAGCAGUAUGUAGCGAAUGAGCGAACAAAACGAGCGGCAGAAGUCAUUGACUUGCCCUUAUUGAGUAUUGGGUUUGAUGACGAAGGAGAAGACGAGAAAGAAAACGCGUAUACAGAUGGUGAAUUGUUUACUGAUGUGAUGACAAGAAGUAAAAACAGUAGCAAGCGAAAGAAAGUAAACUCCUCUACAAAUAUAAAGGAAAUAGAAGAACAACAUGACAUUCUGUUAAUGCCAGCAUUAUGUAACUCGCCAACGUCGGAGGGUUAUGACGCUGUGGCAGCUUCAGAAGCUAACUAUCCUGUUGAGAGAGAAAUCUCCAUGGCUGAUAAGAAGAUGUCAAAUGCUGCGAAGAGUACCACUACAUCAUUUUUAAGACCAGAUGUACGUCGACGGCUUUCUUUGGAACUUUUGCGUGAGCUUAAUGAGAAGUUUGCUUCCUCGUCUUUAUCGAGCGUCGACCGCACACAGCAGCAGCAACAGCUAAGACAACAACAAGAUCAAGAGCAAGAGCAGGAACAACGAGAACAACAUCUGCUGCUGCUGCAGCAACAAGAAAAAAGAACAGCACAUUUGAUACCUCUUGAUGCUCCUAUCUCCUCAAGCACAAAGCAUCUUAGUGUCAGUAAAAGCCCUGGUAGUACUACUGCUAGUCUUCCCGCUGCUUUUACGCCAUCACGUAUACCGGUGCCAUGCCAACCAUUACGGCCAUCAGAGUCCACACACCUGCAUGAGGAUGAGCCUUUCACAGAGAAGCAACAGAAAGAAAGGCAACAAAAGCAACGACAAAGGCAUAGCAUGCACAUUGAUACAUUAUUAGCCGCAACGGCCAUGGCAACAGGGAAUAACGAUAUCCCUAGCAACGUUAAAAAGAAAAGGUCCCAUCAUUUAAGACAUCAUUCCGUCGGUCAUAGUCAGAAUAUGUUUAUUCCAGAAGUGGAAGAAGGUACAGCUUAUAAUGGAAUGUCCGGAAACAUGCUGAAUCCGCAAUACCUUUCGAGAAGAAGUUCAACAUCUAAAGCGGCAGGGGAUAAUACUUACUCAAGUACUACCAAUAGUAAUAGCAGCAAUUACCAUUUCCGUUCGCGUUUACCGCGCAAAAAAACGUACAUACAAGUAUAUACAAAAGCCAAUGACUUGGUACAAGAAGAUAUAGAAGACGAGUUCAUAUUAGACGGGCGUAAUAAAGCGAAAGCUCCUGAUGUUGCUACUGAUACCGUUACAAUGAAGAAGAACACUCGAUUAUCCGAUAAUGCGUCUAUAGAUUACUUUUCCUCACUAGCACCGUUGGUUUCCGAAGUGAUUAAUGAUAAAGCCAAAUCCAAUCAUGUUGAUGGACAGAGCAACACAAUGAGCGACAAUUUUUCUGAAGCAAUGCCUGGAGUUGUUGCAACUAAUACGGCUAGUCCAAAAUCGCAAUUAGAGAACGUGCCGAAAUUUACUGACACAACAAAACCUUAUUCCAACGAAACACAAAUGAAUUUAUUCUCCUCAACGUCAAGUGGAUUAGGCAACCAUAGUGGUAACGAAGAAGACGAUGGAAGUUAUCAUAGUGGUGGCAAGAUUGGCAGUGAUCUUCCAAGUGCUUCUGAUCUAUUAGCCUUACAAAAGCAGCAGCAACAGCAACAACAACAGUUGAAUAGCUACGCUGAAGCCACACUUCUACCAAAUAUUGUUAGGAAUACAGAGGUUGCAGAUACUGCUGCCGCUACUGCAGGCAAAAACGGUACUGCGGCUGUCCUUACAACAACAGCAUCCAAUAAUUCGGCAAAUUUGGAAGAAGCAAUUAGACAUUCGGCAGAAAAGAUGUCGUUCAUGAAAACUCUGACAAACUUCUUAACAGACAGUGGUAUUGGAAACCUAGUACCCUUAGAAUCUCCAUUCCAACCAACAGAAUAUUUGUUUCCUGACUCCUAUGUAGUUGUUCGUGAAGAUGAGCCAAGCACGAUCAUUGCUUAUACCCUUAGUUCUGAAGAUUAUUUAGACAAAAUGUAUGAAAUUCAACAAAAUUUCAAUGGUGGCGGAAGCGACAAAAGUAGCAGCAUCAGUAACAGCAGUAGCGUACACGAACUGGCAGACCUUAGUGCGGUUGCUCCUUCUAUGAAAGAUUUCCCCACUGAAUCUAUCCAUACAUUGGAUAAUAAUGCAGCUAAUUUAGCAGAGAAUAUUCAAGAAACAUUACUGAGAGAAUCAGGAACUCAUAUGAGAUAUAGAAACACGAAAUUCUUUUGUAAAAUAUUCUUUGCUGAACAAUUUGACGCGCUGCGCAGAAACUGCGGCUGUGAUGAAAGUUAUAUCAUGUCCUUAGCCAGCUGUAAGAAAUGGGAUUCCUCAGGUGGAAAGUCAGGCUCGGCAUUUCUUAAAACGGCAGAUGAUCGUCUGUUAAUGAAACAAAUGUCAAAAUACGAGCUGGACGCUUUUCUAGGAUUUGCACCUGCCUAUUUUCAAUAUAUGUCAGAGGCUCUCUUCAGCGAGCUUCCUACAGUUCUUGCAAAAAUAUUUGGAUUUUACAGUAUUGGAUACAAGAAUUCAGCGACCGGAAAAUCUAUGCGUAUGGACGUUCUUGUUAUGGAGAAUCUAUUUUACCAAAGACAUGUAAAAAAGAUAUUUGAUCUGAAGGGGUCAAUGAGAAAUAGACAUGUUCAGUCGACUGGAAAGCAAGACGAAGUUCUAUUAGACGAGAAUUUAGUAGAAUUGAUAUAUCAAUCGCCAUUGUUUAUUCGAGCACAUUCAAAAGAGAUACUGCGGAGUUCGCUGCAUAAUGAUACCCUUUUCUUGUCAAAUAGAAACGUCAUGGAUUAUUCUUUACUUGUCGGUAUAGACGAGGAAAAUCAAGAGCUCGUAGUUGGAAUUGUUGGUAAGUUCCUCAAUCGUGAUCUUUAUCACUAUGACUGCUGAGUAGUAGCACUCGAUACGAAGAAUAAGGUUUCGUUCUAUUUUCAUAUGCCAUAGAUUUUAUUCGAACUUUUACUUGGGAUAAGAAAUUGGAGAGCUGGGUAAAAGAAUCUGGAAUCUUAGGCGGUGGAGGCAAAGGGCCGACAAUUGUUUCUCC
This is a messenger RNA of Mycotypha africana, 8399 nucleotides long. RefSeq lists its product as uncharacterized. The transcript is spliced from 7 exons. Gene Ontology annotation, biological process: phosphatidylinositol phosphate biosynthetic process. The record is from RefSeq and is a predicted model, not a curated record. The coding region runs from base 167 to 8245 and encodes 2692 amino acids. Lineage: Eukaryota; Fungi; Mucoromycota; Mucoromycetes; Mucorales; Mycotyphaceae. Gene Ontology annotation, molecular function: metal ion binding; 1-phosphatidylinositol-3-phosphate 5-kinase activity; ATP binding. Gene Ontology annotation, cellular component: fungal-type vacuole membrane; endosome membrane.